This is a messenger RNA of Scylla paramamosain (green mud crab), 2239 nucleotides long. RefSeq lists its product as uncharacterized. Lineage: Eukaryota; Metazoa; Arthropoda; Malacostraca; Decapoda; Portunidae. The record is from RefSeq and is a predicted model, not a curated record. The coding region runs from base 784 to 1614 and encodes 276 amino acids. The transcript is spliced from 2 exons.
CUCUUCCAACAUGCCUCGCAAGUUCAUCUCCAAGGGCAUUCAUCAGACAGACUGCACUUCACUGGAGGAAGCCUUCAACUACAGGGUGGAGACCAAGCGCUGCAUAAGAGCAGCAUGCAAUCGUUUUGGCGUGAAGGUCAUGAUCUUACAGAUGCAUUCAAGCGGUCAAGGAUAAUAUCCGAUGGUUCUACCUUCGUCCCAUUGAAGAAUGCCAAGAAAUUGUUGACAAAGACACAGGAGAAGCACCUCUCAACAUACAUAAUCAAGAUCGCGAAAACAUUAUGUGGCCUGCCUAGAACUGAAUUCAGGAAGCUUGCCUACAGGUAUGCAGUGGCCUGCAAUUCGCAAGCAAUUCCUGAAGCCAGAUAGAGGGGCCAUUCAGCAACCCAUAACUGGUACUAGGCCUUCAUGGAGUGGCAUCAAGAACUGACACUGAAGUCGCCAGAGGGGUUGUCAAUUGCGAGAGCCAUUGCUUUCAACAGGACAUCAGUGAAGGCUUUCUUCGAUGCUUAUACUUCUGCCAUGGAAAAGUAUUCGUUUACACCUGAUAGCAUAUUUAACCUUGUCGAGAGCAGCCUGUCAGCCAUCAUGAAGCCCAUGAAGGUUGUGUGUGAGAAGGGCCAACCUGUAGCUUCGCAGAUCUCACGUGAACUUUUGUGGGGACUGUAAAUGCUGCUGGACAUUACCUUCGCAAUAUUCAUAAUUCCAAGAAAUCAAUGGAAUAAUGCUUUCAUGAAGAAUACCAUUGAUGGUGCUAAGGGUAUCUAUCCUACAUCAGAAUGAAUGGAUGAACGAGGACUUUUCUGGAUACCCUCAAACAUGUGCAGGCCAAGACAUUCUGCUCCCCAGUCAACAAGAUCCUCCUCAUUCUGGAUAAUGCAGUGUCACAUGACACUACAUACCACUGAAUAUGCCAUCAGCAUUGUUAUAAUCACUCUGCCUCUACACACCAAUGAUAAGCUGCAGUCCCUUGACAUCAGUAUUUUUGCCCCUUUCAAGUCCUGCCUGAGAACUAUCGUCACUGACUACACCUUGAUGUACCCCCACACGCACAUCACAGAGCACAUGCUGCCAGAAUUUGCCUUCAAGGCAUGGAUCAAGGCAUACACACCCACCAACGUUCUCAGUGGUUUUUCAGCCACUGGUAUCUGGUCUAUAAGCGAUGAUAUCUUCACUGACGAGGCAUUCUUGGGAGCAAAAGUCAGCGAGAGAACAGCACUGUCAGUGGAUGAGGCAAUUAGGGAUGCACCUCAUGAGGAUGAGGGAGGGUAUUCAACAACUUGUUCUUCAAUAAAUUCGGAUGAUCCUGCUUUGGAGGCAACACCUGGUAGGCAGCACUCUGAAGCCAUGCCAUUGCAGUUAGCAACUCCAUUUCCAGCUCCAACUCCAACCACAAGCACAGCUCCAUCCUAUUCCAAAGCAGGCCUGGAUUUCAUUCCAGAGGCCAUUCGAUCUUUUUCCCAAGGCACCUGGACAACCACCUGGAAGGAGAGGGAAGAAGGAUCGUAUUGCAUUGUGACUGAGAAUGAAGAGGCCAUCUCAGAUCUCCGUGAUAAAGCUGGGAGGAACAUGAAGUCAGAAGAGCAGGGUAAUAAUAAGAAGAGGGCAAAAUAAGUGAAGGUGGCUGCCAUCCCAGAGAGCUCAGAUGAGGAGGACACUGGAGUUACCCUGGAGCUGAACGGCUCCGAAUACUCAGUUGAGGUUCAAGAAGAGGAAGUAAGCCUAUCUACACCUUCACCUUUCCAGCAGAGAGAUCCAGCCAAGGGAGACUAUGUUUUGGUAGAGAUGGAGAUAGAGGAAGGCUGAAAUGUUGGUGCAAGAGUUUAUUAUGUUAGCAGAGUGCUCAAUAUUUAGGAAAGUGGAGCAUACAGCAUUUAACUUUUGCGAAUCAGUGACACAUCUGAGAUGAAGGACACCUUCCACUUCCCAAAUAAUGAGGAUAAAAGAGCUGUGAGCAGGAAAAUAUAAUAAGGAUGCUGUUUGAAUCUGCUAAAGGUCAAACUAAAAGACUUGCACGAAUUGUAAAGUUCAAUGUGCCUUUACUAGAGUACAACAUGAGGUAAAUGGCAAGUUCGCAGGUGAAGGACAUUUUCCAUUCCCCCAGUAUUGAGGCAAAUGUGCUGUGAGCAGGAAAUAUAUAAAUCUGCUAAGCUCAAAUCCAAAGACUUGCAUGAAUCAUAAAGUUCAUAUUUAUAUUCAUAUUUAUAAGAGUACAUGAAGAGAUUUUGUAUGGAGAUUC